AUGGGACCUCGAACAGGAGUCGGUCUCCCCAGCACCUCCUCCUCCUCCCUGGUGCUCUCCAACCCCAAAUCUGUCCUCAAGAGACCAGUGAGCACAGAGGAGCUACAAGAACCAGGAGGACCCUACAUCAGGAAAACCUUCACGAUUGUCGGUGAUGCGGUGGGCUGGGGCUUUGUGGUCAGAGGAAACCGGCCGUGCCACAUCCAGGCCGUGGAGCCUCAGGGUCCAGCUGCUCUCGCAGGGAUGAAGGUUCGCCAGUUUGUGGUUUCAGUCAACGGCCUCAACGUUCUUGAUCUGGACUACCGGAUAGUCAGCUAUCUGAUCCUAACGGGACCCAGAACCGUGGUGAUGGAAGUGAUGGAAGAGGCUGAAAACUGAGAUUAGAGUUACGUGACCUACGUGCGCCCUGCUCGAGUUUUUCCUCCUGCAAAGACGCAACAAUGACAGAGGAGAAGUGUUUGUUAGGAGUUACACAGGGAAGUCUUCUGUUUCUAAACUGUUGCUGAGCUGAUGAUGGGUGCGUUUGUUUUCAGAAGAAACACUUUUAUAUAUUUGAAAGAUGAUUUUGUAAAAUCUGAGUAGCUUCAUCAGGAUGAGUCAGGCUGCGAUCCAGAGAGUUUAUCAGCGACGUGCGAUCGGAUGAAGUGCUGAAAUCUUUCUAUUGAAACCUGUUCAGCCAUGAUAUAUUUGUUCAUACAUGCACUGUGGAUAUUUUCUCCCGUGCAGCACACAUGCUGCAGGGAAUAGUCCUGAUACUUUAAACUACUGGAAAUAAAAAAGCUGCUGAAUGCAGCGUGAGGAGGUGACACACAUGGCAGCGUGGAAUAGCUGCGCUGCUCCGACAUCAUCACAACAAGUUACUAGCAACAAUGUGCUUUGUACUGUAGCAGCUCUUAUAUGAUAUCAACUAAAUGCAGUAAGAAUAACAGUGGAAAGGAGGAAACGUUGGCUGAACGUGUUUAUUUUCAGGCGUUUUGAGACACGUCUGCACGCCGUCGACUUCAGUGACUCCUGACACGAUGUUGACAACAGUUGUUGUUUCUCACUGUGACAGGUUGGACUUUUAACCCCACGCGCCCCCUCACUUCCUCGUCCACACACAAAUACAUUACUUACACAGAAAAAAACACGCCUGGAAACUCUUCCUGCUCUUUAGCCCUUCGUUGUGUUUACCUUUCCAUCCGCUCGUGUCUGAUUCCCAGUAAAGAAGCUUUGUGAAGUAGAUCAACUUAAACUCACUGACGGAGCGGCUGUAACUGCACUGCUUAGUUUCGAAGCCGCUCUAAAGUGUCUCUUAUUCUUUUAUCUUUUUAUACCUGUUUUUAUAACGUGCCUGUGUGAGUUGGUGGGAUGUUCCUCCAUUAAUAUGUAAAGCCUCUCGGCGGGCAGCACUCUGCUCUCUGCGGGAGGAUCCUGGAGACUCGUGAGUCUUUUGGCUCCUCGUCGUUAGCGCCGUUUUCAUGCAGGCAGUUUGAAGGAUCGUUGUUUAAAACAGCAGCUGCUGGAGAUUUUAUUGAGAAACUGAAUUUUUAAAAUGUUUUUCACUUUGUUUCCAACAAAAGAAAUAAUCAAUAUUUAAUGUGUAACUGUAUAAUUUGCUUCAAACUACUGUUUCUUUUAUUUGUUCAUGUUUAAUUGCUUGCAUUUCAGUUUUGUUGUGACUGUAAGGAAGCUUUAAUUAUUAAUGCUGAAUACAAAUAAAACCCUUCA
Neolamprologus brichardi is the source of this 1710-nucleotide messenger RNA. The record is from RefSeq and is a predicted model, not a curated record. NCBI's taxonomy places the organism in Eukaryota, Metazoa, Chordata, Actinopteri, Cichliformes, Cichlidae.